Molecule: messenger RNA, 1176 nt
Organism: Penicillium chermesinum
Lineage: Eukaryota; Fungi; Ascomycota; Eurotiomycetes; Eurotiales; Aspergillaceae
Gene: sitA
Product: TOR signaling pathway phosphatase SitA
Exons: 4
Coding region: 1-1176 (391 amino acids)
Biological process (GO): peptidyl-serine dephosphorylation; G1/S transition of mitotic cell cycle
Cellular component (GO): cytoplasm
Molecular function (GO): protein serine/threonine phosphatase activity
Source: RefSeq, a predicted model, not a curated record
AUGACCGACAGUAAGGUCCCCCAGCCGGGACCAGCAAAAUUGAAACGAAAUGCUGGCCCCGACGAGUGGCUGGCGGCGGCCAAGGAUUGCAAGUACCUGUCCGAGGCCCACAUGAAGCAGCUGUGUGAGAUAGUCAAGGAAUAUAUGAUGGAAGAGUCAAACAUCCAACCCGUAUCGACCCCGGUGACGGUCUGUGGCGAUAUCCACGGCCAGUUCUACGAUCUGUUGGAACUCUUCCGAGUCUCGGGUGGCAUGCCUGACGGCUCCGAAGCAGACGCGCCCAAAACAUCCACCGCGGUCAUCACCUCAGACGACCUCGAACCCCCAUCUUCCAUCACAGACCCUAAACUCCGAAAGAAGUUGCGGAGCCCCAAGGGCAAGAGUGGAGAGGACGACGAAGAUAAUGGCUCCGAUGCCACCCCUCGCAGCAGAUCUACAAGCGACACGUCCAACGAUAUUCAACCGAAUCGCAACUUUGUGUUUUUGGGAGACUACGUCGAUCGUGGAUACUUCAGUUUAGAGACAUUGACCCUGCUACUUUGUCUCAAGGCCAAAUACCCUGAUCGAGUCACCUUAGUGCGCGGGAACCACGAAUCACGACAGAUCACUCAAGUCUACGGAUUCUACGAAGAAUGUUUCCAGAAGUACGGAAGUGCCUCGGUGUGGAAGGCAUGCUGCCAAGUCUUCGAUUUCAUGACGCUGGGCGCCAUCAUCGACGGCAAGGUUCUGUGUGUACAUGGUGGCCUCAGCCCCGAAAUUCGGACCCUGGAUCAGGUGCGCGUGGUUGCCCGAGCUCAGGAAAUUCCCCAUGAAGGCGCAUUUUGCGAUCUGGUCUGGUCAGACCCCGAUGAUGUGGAAACCUGGGCCGUCAGCCCUCGAGGUGCAGGCUGGUUGUUCGGAGACCGUGUUGCCGACGAGUUCUGUCACGUCAACGACCUGUCCCUGAUUGCUCGCGCGCACCAGCUGGUCAACGAGGGAUAUAAAUACCACUUUGGCAACCAAAACGUGGUGACAGUGUGGAGUGCGCCGAACUACUGCUACCGAUGCGGUAAUCUGGCCUCUGUCUGUGAGAUCGGAAACGACCUCAAGCCCACCUUCAAGUUGUUCAGUGCAGUCGGCGACGACCAACGGCAUAUGCCCACAUCGCGGCCGGGCCGUAGUGAGUAUUUCCUGUAA